GAUUGACCCUUCCAAAUCAAACAAGCCACGUGUUUGCACUGAAAGCAGAAGUAGCAAAAUACCAUUCACAUCUAAACGUCUUCUGGAACUCCAACUUCGCUCCCACUCGACCUUUCCGCCGCCAGCCAGCCAUUUAAACCACCUCCUCCUCCUGAAUCUCAGUCUUCUCUUCCUUGUUAUGCUGAUAACUUGAAUCCGCUUCUGCUUCAGAAUUUCAUCUGGGGCAGUCGCAAGGAGCAUAAGAGAGAUUUUGUUGGGGCAUAUACUCCUAGCAUGAGUGUUUUUAUUGUUGGUGCUCUAGUACCUAUCGUAUUUACCCUUAUAGUCCGAAAAUCCAACAAGAUGAAGAAGAGAGGGGUUCCUGUUGAUGUUGGUGGAGAACCUGGGUAUGCAAUAAGAAACAGCAGGUUCACCUCCCCCGUUGAAACAGCUUGGGAAGGUAUAUCUACCCUUGCUGAACUUUUUGAGCAGGCAUGUAGGCAGCACCAAGAUAAAUUACUACUUGGAACUCGGCAAUUGAUUUCAAGGGAGGUUGAAACUACUGGGGAUGGAAGAUCUUUUGAGAAGCUUCAUUUGGGAGAGUAUAAGUGGUUAACCUAUGGGAAAGCAUUUGAAGCUGUGUGCAGCUUUGCUUCUGGCUUAACUGAACUUGGGCAUAAAAAGGAAGAACGUGUGGCAAUCUUUGCUGAUACAAGAGAAGAAUGGUUUAUUGCAUUGCAGGGUUGCUUUAGGCGAGAUGUCACUGUGGUGACAAUAUAUGCAUCUUUGGGAGAGGAGGCUCUAUGUCACUCACUAAAUGAGACAGAGGUGACAACAGUUAUUUGUGGGAACAAGGAAUUGAAAAAGCUUGUAGACAUUAGUGGGCAACUUGACACAGUGAAACGGGUGAUUUGUAUGGAUGAUGAUAUCCCAUCUAAUGUUUUACCACUGGUGCAAAGUGGUAUUUGGACAGUCACUUCUUUUGCUGAUGUUGAGAGACUUGGCCGUGAGAAUCCUGUUGAUGCUGAUUUACCUCAUUCAUCUGAUGUAGCAGUUAUAAUGUACACAAGUGGAAGCACUGGAUUGCCUAAGGGUGUAAUGAUGACACAUCGCAAUGUUCUAGCUACAGUUUCUGCAGUGAUGACGAUUGUUCCAAGCCUUGGGAGCAAGGAUGUGUAUCUUGCAUAUCUACCUUUGGCUCACAUACUUGAGUUAGCAGCUGAGAAUUUAGUUGUUGCUGUUGGAGGUGUCAUAGGAUAUGGAUCCCCUUUGACUCUUACUGACACAGGGAACAAGAUAAAGAAGGGAACAAAAGGUGAUGCCACAGUAUUGAGGCCAACGAUCAUGGCUGCUGUCCCAGCAAUACUUGAUCGUGUUCGGGAUGGCGUGCGGAAGAAGGUGGAUGCAAAGGGUGGACUCACUAAGAAAUUGUUCGACUUAGCAUAUGCACGUAGAUUAUCUGCAAUAAAUGGUAGUUGGUUUGGGGCUUGGGGUCUGGAAAAGAUUUUGUGGGACAUUCUUGUCUUUCAGAAAGUUCGAGCAGUUCUUGGAGGUCGUAUCCGGUUUUUGUUGUCUGGUGGUGCUCCUCUUUCUCCUGAUACUCAAAGAUUCAUCAAUAUUUGUCUUGGUGCUCCAAUUGGACAAGGGUAUGGUCUGACUGAGACUUGUGCUGGGGCUACCUUUUCCGAGGUUGAUGAUACAUCUGUUGGUCGUGUUGGUUCUCCGCUCCCUUGCUCCUUUGUUAAGUUAAUAGAUUGGCCUGAAGGUGGAUAUCGAACUGGUGAUUCACCAACGCCUCGUGGAGAAAUAGUGAUCGGUGGUCCAAAUGUCACACCUGGAUAUUUUAAAAAUGAAGAAAAAACAAAAGAAGUUUAUAAGGUUGAUGAGAGAGGAAUGAGUUGGUUCUAUACUGGGGACAUCGGACAGUUUCAUGCCGAUGGUUGCCUUGAGAUAAUUGACCGCAAAAAGGACAUUGUCAAACUUCAGCAUGGAGAAUAUGUCUCUUUAGGGAAGGUUGAGGCUGCUCUCAUUGUGAGCCCCUACGUCGACAAUAUUAUGUUGCACGCAGAUCCAUUCCAUAGUUUCUGCGUGGCUCUCAUAGUGGCUUCACAGCCUGCAGUGGAAGAGUGGGCCUCAAAGCAGGGAAUAAGUUUUACUGAUUUUGCUGACUUGUGUGGGAAAGCAGAAACCAUUGCAGAAGUGCAUGCUUCUCUUGUUCAGGCAGCGAAGAAGGCACGAUUGGAGAAGUUCGAGAUCCCUGCAAAAAUCAAGUUACUUUCAACUCCAUGGACUCCUGAAUCCGGCCUUGUCACUGCAGCACUCAAGAUCAAGAGAGAGGCUAUAAGAAAAGCUUUCUCCGAGGACCUUACUAAGUUAUAUGCAUCAUAAUUUUGAGAGGAAGUGGUUUUACCAAUUUUAGAGACUUUUUUCUCGUUGAGUCCUAGCUGCUUCAGUGCAUGAUUCCUACUUCUCUCUCGUUAAUUUUUUCUUCACAGUUCAUAGUAUUGCCUUCUUAGGAAACUUUCAAGCAGGCUUUACAUUACAUAAUAUAAAAAUUCUUCACUAAUUUUUUUUAUGCCCUCUUCAAUAAAAACAUGAGUUCUCC
Molecule: messenger RNA, 2584 nt
Organism: Rubroshorea leprosula
Lineage: Eukaryota; Viridiplantae; Streptophyta; Magnoliopsida; Malvales; Dipterocarpaceae
Source: the annotation of a GenBank genome assembly